AUGGUUCACAGACCAACGGUAUCGGUUUUCAGCACUUCCACGGAGAAGCGCGUCGGAUCGACGGUAAUGCCUAAGGUGUUCUCCACGCCGCUCAGGUCCGAUCUCGUGCACUACGUACAUACAAACAUGUCCAAGAACAAGAGGCAGGCAUAUGCUGUCUCCAAGUUGAGCGGCUACCAGACUUCAGCUCGUUCCUGGGGUACCGGAAGAGCCCUCUCGAGAACUCCCAGAGUCAAGGGCGGUGGCACCCACAGAGCCGGGCAAGCAGCAUACGCAAAUUUCUGCAGAGCAGGUGGAAUGUUCGCGCCCACCAGAACGUGGAGAAGGUGGCACAGAAAGGUUAACUUGAAGGAGCGCCGCCUGGCACUCUCAGUCGCAGUGGCUUCCACAUCAGUGGUCCCCCUAGUCAUGUCCAGAGGACACAGAGUCGAGUCACUCCCCGAGCUUCCGCUAGUGCUAGAGGAUUCGGUCGAGACUUUGACAAAAACACGCGAUGCAGUGGCCCUGCUCAACAAGUUGGGCCUUUCCGACGAGCUGGCACGCGUAUCGUCCGCAAGACGCACGAAGAGGGCCGGAAAGAAGUACCCAGUAGGCCCACUGGUGGUGCUGAGAGCCUCGGCAGUGGAGGGCAGACGCGCCUUCAGGAACAUCCCCGGCGUCGAAGUGGCCUCAGUCGAGCGCCUGAACCUGCUCAAACUGGCUCCAGCAGGCAACCUUGGAAGGCUGGUUAUAUGGUCCAAGUCAGCAUUUGAGUCGCUGGACUCCGUCCUGAGGGUAGAGUCAUCGAGGUCCACCAAGGGCUCCACCGGACUCACAAACCCAGACGUCACCUCCCUCGUUAACUCCACUGUGGUGCAAUCAAGCUUGAGGCCGAGAAAGCUGCCUCCCAGGAGGGUAACUGUCAAGAAGCCGCACUCGAGGAGGCUCCUCAGGCUCCUGCACAACUCAGUCAGGGCCAAGAAGACGGUCGACAAGAGCGCCAGGAAGGAAAGGAGGGCCGCAUCCAAGAAGUUUUUCAGGGACGUCGAAAGCGCCUUGGGUUCUUCAGAACCACUGGUUCUCAAACUCCCAGAAUAG
Theileria orientalis strain Shintoku is the source of this 1077-nucleotide messenger RNA. RefSeq names its product 60S ribosomal protein L4/L1. Lineage: Eukaryota; Apicomplexa; Aconoidasida; Piroplasmida; Theileriidae. The coding region runs from base 1 to 1077 and encodes 358 amino acids. The record is from RefSeq and is a predicted model, not a curated record. Gene Ontology annotation, cellular component: ribosome; cytosolic large ribosomal subunit. Gene Ontology annotation, biological process: translation. The transcript has a single exon. Gene Ontology annotation, molecular function: structural constituent of ribosome; RNA binding.